Molecule: messenger RNA, 1371 nt
Organism: Penaeus monodon (black tiger shrimp)
Lineage: Eukaryota; Metazoa; Arthropoda; Malacostraca; Decapoda; Penaeidae
Product: venom protease-like
Exons: 9
Coding region: 61-1197 (378 amino acids)
Biological process (GO): proteolysis
Molecular function (GO): serine-type endopeptidase activity
Source: RefSeq, a predicted model, not a curated record
UUUCCUGCAGCAUAUAUAAGGAGCGACAGGAAGGGUAGAGGGAGUGCUCGAGACGUCAGCAUGCAGCCAACACGAGUGCUUGCGUGUCUCUUGGUCCUCGUGGGGGCAACUGUGAGCUACAGCUCAGCGCAAGAGGCCAAUGGUGCAUGCAGACUCACGAACGGCGGGGGCGGUGAGUGUCGAGACCUGAGAUCAUGCCCAGCUGUGUUGCGGACCAUGCACAGAGAGCGGCCGGUGAUUUGCAGUAUCCGUGGUCGUGUGGCUGUCGUUUGCUGCCCGACAGGUGGAGGACCAGGACCUGUGCAGGGCAUAUCUCCACCAGCAGUUAACUUCGAGUGCGGGAUCCAGUCAAAGAGGACGGUCUCCGGAGGGUUGCUUCGGUUUCGGCGCCAGCUCAGUGCCAGCCAACGGCUUCCCAAAACAGAACCUACCGCUGGUGGUCUUGUUGUUGGCGGGCAUGACGCAGAACUCAGUGCUUGGCCUUGGAUGGCUCUUCUGGGAGACAGGGACGCGGCGGGAUCCAUCGAUUGGUUUUGCGCGGGAAUGCUCAUCAACGAACAAUGGAUCCUGACAGCCGCCCACUGCUUCGAACGGCGAGCGAAUGUAAUACGUCUUGGAGAACACGACUAUUCGAACCCGAACGACGGCGCCAACCCCGAGGACUUGGGUGUUGCUACAACCAUCGCCCACCCACAAUACAGAAAACCUCAGCUUUAUCAUGACAUCGGCCUUAUCAGGCUUAACAAGAGAGUGACGAUACAGCCUUACAUCCGGCCUGUGUGUCUGCCAUGGGGCGCAGAGAGUAACGUGGACCUUGUGGGGAAAACAGUGACCGUGACUGGAUGGGGACUCACGCAACCAGGUGGAAGAUUUAGCCCCCUGUUGCAAGAGGUAGACGUGACCGUGUUCCCGACCGCGCAGUGUGACCAGGACUAUAAGAAACACAAGUCGUACAAUCUCCUGUGGCCCCAAGGGAUAGGAGCAGGAAUCAUGUGCGCAGGAGACCGCGACGGAGGCAAGGAUGCAUGCAAGGGUGACUCCGGCGGCCCCGCGGUGUACUCCGACGGCCGAGGGCGGUUCACGCUGGCGGGGAUCAUCUCGUCGGGCGAAGGCUGCGGCAAUCAGGAAUUUCCGGGACUCUACACCAACGUCAGGCAGUCGCAGUAUCUCGCGUGGAUUAAGCAAGUGGCCUUCUGAUCACACACGGGUUCAUGGCUUUUAAAGUCAAGGCGACAUAGACGACUAUAUAUAUAUAUAUAUAUAUAUAUAUAUAUAUAUAUCCUUUUUUUUCUUCUAAUACUAAUGUUUGUGUUUUUGUUUUGUUUUGAUUUAGGUUUCUUAGAAUGAAAUGAUUAAAACUAUGCACUUUUA